This is a messenger RNA of Elaeis guineensis (African oil palm), 2200 nucleotides long. Its product is annotated as probable protein phosphatase 2C 68. Gene Ontology annotation, biological process: protein dephosphorylation. Gene Ontology annotation, molecular function: cation binding; protein serine/threonine phosphatase activity. The record is from RefSeq and is a predicted model, not a curated record. Lineage: Eukaryota; Viridiplantae; Streptophyta; Magnoliopsida; Arecales; Arecaceae.
CCCCACCCCCCCUCCCCCCACCAUAUUUCUUUUGUCAUUCUUUUCACGAAGAAUAAUAGAAGGCGAAGGCGUGAGAAGGGAAAAGAUUUAUUUGUUGAUAGGGUUUAUAGGAUCUCGGAGAUUUGGGAUGGCGGAGAUUUGCUGUGAAACAGAGGCGAUGGCCGUCGCCGACGCCGCCUGCGAGCCGAGGUCCCGGGCCGCGAGGCGGCGAAGGAUGGAGAUCCGGCGGUUCAAGUUCAUCGCCAGCUCGGAGGAGGUGGCGCUGGUGGACGAGGAGCUGAGCCGCAAGAGGCGGAGACUGCACUGCUCCUCCUCGCCGAAGGCUUUGCGGAAGGAUCUCGACGAGGGCGCCGUGGAGGAGCGAUCGGACCGCCGUAACCGAACCGAGAACACGUUGAGUUCAGACGCGGACGCGAGCUCCGGACCGGAGGCUCCACAGGCGAAAGCGGUGGGAUCGGUACCGUCCGAUCUGGGCCCGAGGUAUGUUGCCGUGGGAUCGGGCCCAUCCGAUCUGUGCCCGAGAUACGGGAUGACCACCGUUCGCGGCCGGAGGAGAGAAAUGGAAGACGCCGUAUCCAUGCGCCCCGAUUUCCUCCGGCGCUGUGAUCUUUACGAUAGAAACCAUUUCUUUGGUGUCUACGACGGCCACGGAUGCUCGCACGUGGCGGCGUCGUGCAAAGAUCGGAUGCACGAGAUAGUAGCAGAGGAGACAGAGAAGAUGCGAUCGGGUCCUCCACCGGUGGAGGAGUGGAGGGAGGUGAUGGAGCGGAGCUUCGCAAGGAUGGACGCGGAGGCGGUGGCGUGGUGCGGCGGCGGCCCGCGGGAGCCGCCCAGCUGCCGGUGCGAGCUGCAGACCCCCAGGUGCGACCACGUGGGGUCCACCGCGGUUGUGGCCAUCGUGGAACCCACCCGCAUCGUGGUCGCCAACUGCGGCGACUCACGCGCCGUCCUCUGCCGCAACGGCGUCCCGAUCCCCCUCUCCUCCGACCACAAGCCGGAUCGACCGGACGAGCUGGAGCGGAUCCAGGUGGCGGGCGGGCGGGUGAUCUACUGGGAGGGGGCGAGGGUUCUCGGGGUGCUCGCCAUGUCGCGAGCCAUCGGGGAUAGCUACCUGAAGCCGUACGUGAUAUCGGAACCGGAGGUGAGCGUGACGCUUAGGGAGGAGGGGGACGAGUGCCUGAUCCUGGCGAGCGACGGGCUGUGGGACGUGGUCAACAACGAGACAGCGUGCGACAUCGCCCGGAUGUGCCUGCGGAGCGCCGCACCGGCGGCGGCUGCGGCUGAGGAGGGGAGGUAUAUGGAGGAUAAGGCCUGCUCCAACGCGGCGAUGCUGCUGACGAAGCUGGCGCUGGCGAGGCAGAGCGCGGAUAAUAUCAGCGUCGUCGUGAUCGAUCUCAGGAGGAGGAACUCGUACUAGACGGUGGCCAUCGGUAUGGGCGAAGAAUGCGAGUAUUUUAGAUUUUUUGUUUUGUUUUUUUUUUUUGGUGCUGUUUUAGAUGUUAUUAUUGGUUCCACCGGAUUGAUUUGAAAGUUGAGGAAUCCAUGGGGAGAUGAAAAGAGAGACAAAAGGAAAGAUGAAUAUCAAGAGACCUCAGAGGUGGAGGAGAAGAAUAGGUAGCGCCCUGUUUUAUGGGGUUGGCUAAUGGAGUGAAAUCCAAUUUCUUCGAGUUUUUCUUUUUUUUUUUGCAUAGAAAGGAGACUGGUCACGGGUUCAACAACUGGGGCAAUUUGUCUGGGUGUAAAGUUUAUAAAAUUGUCUAAAAUAUGAUUAAAAAAUGAAAUAACUAUUAUUCAUUAAAAUAUAGUUACUUAAUCAUGGAUUUUGCAAGAAAUGGCUGAUUUCUGUUUUUGUGUGGCAAAACAAACAAUAUCGCUUUCCUGGCAAAUCUUCUCUUUGAUCCAAGUGUCAGAUGGGUUGGUUAUAUAGACUUUACGUAUCUGACAUUAAAAAGGAUGUAUCAGGUGUUUGGUAAAUUUAUUUAGUGUAUUUUAAAUGUGUUCGGUAAAUAUGAAACAAUCAUUCAAUAAUGUAUCGCCUGCCUUGUUUAAGUUCAGGGAUGAUCAUCCUGGGAUUACUUAGACCCUGAGAAAAAAUUAUCUGACAUUUCUUGAUGUUUCCGCUAGAAAAAGUGCAAUUGUCCUGCCAGAUCAGUAAUAAAAUGUAUUUAUCAAAAUCACAUAAAUGUAAGAUUAUUAUGAU